This is a messenger RNA of Xyrichtys novacula (pearly razorfish), 3448 nucleotides long. The record is from the annotation of a GenBank genome assembly. NCBI's taxonomy places the organism in Eukaryota, Metazoa, Chordata, Actinopteri, Labriformes, Labridae.
ACCCAGAAUUCCCGGAGUCUCUGUGAUUCACAAACAGGAGAGAGAGAGAGAGAGAGAGAGAGAGAGAGAGAGAGAGAGAGAGAGAGAGAGAGAGAUUAUCAGGUAAGUAAUAAAUAUCAGGAGUUAGGAGAACGAUCAGAUAGGAGAGAGGGUUACAAACCUGUGUGUGUGUGUGUGUGUGUGUGUGUGUGUGUGUGUGUGUGUUUGCUCUUCCUGCAGAGAUUAGGACGAUGAGCUCUUCCACCCAGAGGAUCGGAGUCGUAGGAUAUGGACAUCUAGGUCUGAAGGUCUACCUCAGUUUGUUUUAGUCUCUACUCCUGAGACCUGAAUUCAUUUCUCCCCCUCUCUCUCUCUCUCUCUCUCUCUCUCUCCCUCUCUCCCCCUCUCUCUCUCUCUCUCUCUCUCUCUCUCUUCAGGUCAGUUCUUGGUGGACAGGAUCCUCAGAGAUGGAUCUGGUCUCGGUCUCAGUCUGGCUUUUGUUUGGAACAGAAAUCCAGACAAACUCAGAGGUUUAGUUCCUGAAGACCUGAUCCUCACAGAUCUGUCGUCUUUUUCAGACAGGUGCACACACACACACACACACUCACACUCAUGGAUCUAAACCACUCUAUAUCUAUAACAUGUCUAUAAUAAUAACAGCUCUUCUUCUCUGUUUCCAGGCGCUGUGAUGUGGUCGUAGAGGUUUGUCAUCCACAGAUAAUUGGAGAAUUUGGACCUCACUUCUUGUCUCAGUCUCAUCUCCUGGUGAGUCCUCUCUGCUGUUAACCUGCACAGGUUAUCCUAAAACCUGGAUUUAUCGAAGCAUUAACACCUUAUUGAGAAUUCACAUGAUAUGUUUUCAUGUUGAGGGAAAGAGAGACGGAGAUUAUUUUCAUUUACCAGAAGGUGGAGCUGAAGAAAAGUCCAGAAAUCACAGUUUAAAGAGUUUAAAACAGCCGAUGAAGAAAACAGAGAACAUUAAAGAAACACGAUAUUUAUAAUAAUUAGUAAAUCUGAGGUAGGGCUGGGCGAUAAAACGAUAACUACAUAUAUGGAACAUUAAUCUCCCUCAAUAUCAAUAUAAACAUGAUCAAUAUCCUUUUCGAUCGUCGACAUUCUGACAUGUUUUGGUCGAUUAUAUGAAAAGCCUGGAGGACCUCCUGUAGGACCUGGUUACCCACCUUUAGGGGGCGCCAGAGGUCUUAGGGGGUGUCGGGCUUUACCUGCUCUGAGGUCAUCAGGACUAGAUUUGAACAUAUGAACUAAAAUCCUCUGAGAAGACUUGGAUGGAGAGUCAGUUUUUUUAUCUGUGCAUGAAUGAAGGUGGACCUGAACAUCCAGUCCAGAGAACCUGAGUCCAGGUCUCUGUUCAUCACGGUUCUCGUUCCUCCUCCGCUCAGGUGGGCUCUCCCUCGGCUCUCUCUGACCCUGACCUGAACCAGAAGCUCCGUCAGGCGGCUCAGCAGUCUGGAAACACGCUCUACGUCCCCAGCGGUGCAUUAUGGGGAGGCCAGGACAUCCAGAGGCUGAACGACAGCGGGGGGUUGAAGGUGAGACUCAUCCUGGAGGGGUUCAGGUCGGGUCUUCGAGUUUCUUCUUGAGUUAUUGUGUCCAUGAAGCUGAAGUCACCUGGAUUAUCGUUGGUUUGGUGUUUCAUAAAUAUGAAUAUUGUGUUUCAGUAAAAUGUACAGAAGGAUCCAUGACUGUGUUUCAGAAUAACUUUAAAAUAAACCCUGACAGUCGUGUAAAUCUUGGAUAAAUAAACAGAAAAGGUUUUAAUCGGAAAGUUAAGAUAUUUUAAAUUGAUCCUGAUGUUGCUCCGUUUCUUGUGGACAGACUUUCAUACCACACUUUGACCUACUCUGAUUUUUCUGUCUGUUUAAACUGUUUCCUGUGUGAAUUCAUCUCCUCAGUCGUUGUUCAUCAGGAUGUCCAAACAUCCGUCCUGCUUCAGGCUGACAGGAGACGUCCUCUCCGAGUGGACAGAAGGAGAAGGUAGACGGGUUUUAUUCAAAGGUUCGGUGGCUGAACUUUGUCCUCUCGCUCCAAACAACGUGAACACCAUGGCGGCGGCGGCGGUGGCUGCAGGAUCUCUGGGCUUCUCUGGUGUUCAGGGGGAGAUCGUGUCUGACACAGAGUGAGUCCUCCUGAACAUCUGACUGACCUGAUCGAACCUCCUCAUAUCAGCGAGGAUCUCACUGUUUCUGCUCCUCCUCUUCAUGAAGGUUAAGAGACUUUCAUGUGGUGGAGGUGGAGGUCACCGGACAUGGAGGCUUCUCCGUUCACACUGUGAGGAGGAAUCCCGCCAAACUGGGCGCCGUGACCGGAAGUGCGACGUACAACUCCUUCUGGAACAGUCUACUCGGUGAGUUUAACAAAAAACAGGUUAAUAUGGAAGUAAAACUGUGCCAUCUGAUUUUACAUUUCUAAAGCUGAGUGUUUUUUCACAUCAAAAUUAGACUGAAUCUCUAAACCAUCGAAUUAUAAGUACGCAUUUUUAUUAUUUAUUAUUAUUAUUAUAAAAUCAGAUGGCACAGAUUGACUUCCAUACACAGACCCCAGUGGAAGAUUGAGGAAUCGAUCACUUCUCCCUGGUUACCCAGAUGUUGAGUCAGUCUCUAAUUUUUUUUUGACACUAAAAUUUUUUUUAUGUCGAAUUUAAAGUUGAAUUUUUACUACAUAAAUAUUUUUGAGAGACUGAUUUUUUCACACGGAAUUUAUUUGACAAUCGAUUUUUUUUAAUUUUUUAUUUUUCCAUUAUUAUUGUUUUAAUUAUUAAUAUUUUUUAACAGUUUUUUUUUGUUGAAUUUUUACGAAAUGAAUAUUUUGAGACUUUUUUUUCACACUGAAUUUUUUUCAUCAUUCUGAAAAAAAUUAGCGUCAGAAGUAAAAAUGCGUGCUUGAAAUUCAAAGUCUGAUUUUGAUGCAAAAACAAAUUUUAUCUUUAGAAAUUCAAAUUUAAAAUCAGAUGGCAAAGAUCGACUUCCAUAGGUGAGUCACAUGACCGGGUCUGAGACGGACAUUCAGAGAGGAGGAGUCUAUGUGAGAGACUGUGUGAGCUGAAGGUUCAACAGAUGAGGUUCAAACUGAACCAUGAAAGAGGAGAGCAGACAGAACCAGGAUCCAGAGAACUGUCCUGAGGUCUGAUGGAUCAAAGUCUGACUUUGGUUUUAGAAAUCAUGGAGAGUUUGUGAAUCAGUUAAAAACUCUGAUUGAAUUUUGUCUUUUUGAGGACUUUACUAGAGUCUCGGUUUAAAAGAAUAAACUUGUUUUUCUCCAGUAAGGUUGGUCAUCUAAAACUUUCGUACUCUUCUUCUUCUGUUUUCCUCCAGUUUGUAAAGGUCACGGAGGUCGAGUUUAUCUGUGCUGAAGACCGACCCUGAAACUCCGGAUUCAUCAGGCGGUUUAAGGAGGACGAGUUUCUCAGAUUUGAGUGUUUGAAUAAAGAGUCAAAGAAAGAAGAAGAGGC